Messenger RNA from Trematomus bernacchii (emerald rockcod), 819 nucleotides. RefSeq names its product glyoxalase domain-containing protein 5-like. The transcript has 5 exons. NCBI's taxonomy places the organism in Eukaryota, Metazoa, Chordata, Actinopteri, Perciformes, Nototheniidae. The coding region runs from base 6 to 668 and encodes 220 amino acids. The record is from RefSeq and is a predicted model, not a curated record.
AAAUCAUGACUUUGAAUGAUGGUGUGGAGUGGAAGCAGCAGAGCAUGUGGUUCCUCUGUGUUGGCCAGUUGCAGCGGGUUCACAGUCUGAGGUUCACACACAGAGGUGCAACAACAAGGAAGUGCUCCAACCCGCAGACUACAGCAAGGAUGGCGCUGCGGACAGCUGGAGGUCGUUUCUUUUACUUUCAGAGGAACGUUUUAAAGGUCUCCAUCCAAACACUUGGCUUUGUCAGGUUCAAAACAAGUUGUCCUGUUGAAGUGAGCCGUCUGGAUCAUUUGGUUCUGACUGUGAAAAGUGUGCCAGACACCAUCAACUUUUAUACCUCAGUCCUGGGCAUGGAAGUCAUCACUUUCAAGGGAGAUCGUAAGGCCCUGGGUUUUGGGCAGCAGAAGUUUAACCUUCACCAGUUGGGUCAGGAGUUUGAGCCCAAAGCCAAGCAUCCAACGUCAGGCUCUGCGGACCUGUGCCUCAUCACCAAAACCCCCCUCGCUACAGUGGCUUCACAUCUGAAGGUCUGUGGGGUGGAGAUAGAGGAGGGACCGGUGGAGAGGAGUGGAGCUGUGGGGUCCAUCACGUCUCUGUACUUCAGAGAUCCAGACCACAACCUCAUCGAAGUUUCAAACUAUAACCAGUCGACUCCAGAGGGAUCCACUAAGUACAACUAGAAAAUGCAUUUCCUGCUGAAAAUGCGUGCGAAUGCUGUAAACUGUGUACAUGUGUUGCUGAAUUUAGCUGAAAAUGCAGAAAAAGCUGAAUAUUUUAAUUAGUUGAAUGGUCUCUGUAGCUGCUUUUAGCUACAAAAACCAAGUAAGUGUG